This is a messenger RNA of Eurytemora carolleeae, 1668 nucleotides long. Its product is annotated as protein lev-9. The record is from RefSeq and is a predicted model, not a curated record. The transcript is spliced from 16 exons. Bases 19 to 1668 code for a protein of 549 amino acids. Lineage: Eukaryota; Metazoa; Arthropoda; Copepoda; Calanoida; Temoridae.
AGUGAAGAACAUAUCACUAUGCUAUGUACAACAGUGCCUUCCAUUCUUUCAAUAUUUUUAUGUACACUAUGUACAGGAUACGGAUAUACACUAGAGAGUAGACAAAAACACCAAAGGUUAAGUAGUUCCCUGGGUUUAAGAAGUUAUUUCCGAGAUCCAUUAAAGAACACGCGCAGUAUCUCAAGGGAGGAAAACUGUCCGGUUAGAAACGAUUUUCAGGUUCGGGCUCAGGGUUUGAAUUGUGUACGACGGUGUAGCGUGGACGCGGAUUGUCAAAAUGACCGGAAGCUCUGUCUGUGUGACGGAGACUGCGGCCUAUCCUGUAUCCGACCUGAGAAAGAGUGCCCUGAACUACCGGACCCGGAGAAUGGUCAAGUAAACCUGAACGGACGACAUUUCCAGGAUGAAGCUAGGUAUACUUGUAACGAAGGGUAUAUGCUGGUUGGGGUUCAAGUCUCUAGAUGUCAGGCCAGUGGCAGAUGGGGAGGUGUAUCCCCAAUCUGCCGAGAGUUCUCUGCAGAUGUGGCCUCUCCGUAUUACUGUGGACAUCCACCAAAGAUCCCUAAUGCAAACCACAAUGGAUCAGACGAUCAAUCCUUUUGGGAUCUUGAUACUCAACUCACUUAUCAGUGUUACUCUGGAUAUAAGAGGGAAGGAUUUGAUCAUGCUAAAUGCUUCUACUUGAACGGAACUGCCACCUGGUAUGGUCCAGAUCUAAGAUGUCGACCUAUAGACUGUGAACCACCUGAAGAUAUAAUAAAUGGAAUUAGAACUUUCACUUGCACAACUUACAGGUGUCAGGUGAACUAUGAGUGUUUGCCUGGGUUCAAGUUAGAAGGAAGGAAAACAAGAAUCUGUGAGAAGGACGGAGUUUGGUCUCAGUCUGAGCUACCCCGAUGUGAAGCUGUAACCUGUCCUCUACCCCGUAAUCCUGGGUCAGGAAAAGCGUUGUUUACUGCAGUAUCGUAUAAGUCUACUGUAUCCUAUGAGUGUAACUACGGUUACAUGGUGGUGGGAGAUACGACCAGAACAUGUGAGAGUAACAGACAAUGGAGUGGAAGGGAACCAGAGUGUUUAGAAAUCAACUGUGGUCUUCCAGGGGGAGGAGUCAUUCCUAAUGGUUGGUUAGAGGGAUCCAGGACGUCUAUGCAUUCUGUAGUUGUGUUUAACUGUUUGGAAGGAAUGACCCUGCAAGGUGCUAAAAGUGCUACCUGUGGAUCAGAUGGAAAAUGGACCCAUCCUGUUCCUAAAUGUCUGGCUCCCUGUAUAGUUCCUGAAAUACUAAACGGAGAAUCUAAACAAGUUGGGGAAAAGAUUGUACAUGGAGGAAAUCUAAGUCUUGAAUGUGAGCCAAGGUUUGAGACUCCUUCCAACUCUUCUCCUGUUCAGUGUAAUAAUGGGACCUGGACACAACUCCCUAAAUGUAUUCCAGCCCGGUGCAAGACGAUGCCCCCGCCUCCAAAGAACGGCAUGAUCGUUGUGCCGAAGAUGGUUCAUGGUUCUGUUGGAUUAUAUCAGUGUAAGGACGGGUUCCGACUCCUUGGUAAAAAUAUAACAACGUGUAACUACGGCAACUGGAGCACCAAUCCACCAGAAUGCCAGGAAAUCAUUCAAAUAUCAAAUCAUAAACUUUUUGAUGUAAAUACACAUAUUUUUUACCUAACCUAA